AUGCGGCUCCCUUACGUGCCAGACCCCCCACCAACAACCACAGAGGAUGAAGCGAAGAUUCUGGCUAGUGUACAGGCGCGACGAGCUCCCAAGCCCCUCCUGCCUCUCGACCUAGCGCUUCUACACUCUUUCCCCGUCGCGGACGGAUGGAACUUAUUUAUCGGAGCCAUUCGCACUCGCACCAGCCUGUCGACUGUGGUUCGGGAGCUUGCCAUCUGUCGUGUUGCAGUGGUCAAUGGCGCAUUGUUCGAGUGGGAGCAGCAUGCGCCAUUGCUUCAGGAAGGCGGAUUGAGCGAGGAGGCUCUCCAGGUAGUUGGGGAUGCGCGGACGGAUUUCUCCGAUACAAUUGCAGAGAAGGUGCUGACUCGGGAACAAAGGGCGGUGUUGAAGUAUACUGAUGCAAUGACAAAGACUGUGAAUGUUCCAGAUGAGGUGUUCCAGGCAUUGAAGGGGUGCUUCAACGAGAAGGAGGUUGUUGAGAUCACGGCCACUGUGGCUGCAUACAACUGUGUGAGUAGGUUUUUGGUAGCGCUCGAUGUCGGGGAGAAGAACGAUUGA
Molecule: messenger RNA, 558 nt
Organism: Penicillium maclennaniae
Lineage: Eukaryota; Fungi; Ascomycota; Eurotiomycetes; Eurotiales; Aspergillaceae
Product: carboxymuconolactone decarboxylase family protein
Exons: 1
Coding region: 1-558 (185 amino acids)
Molecular function (GO): peroxiredoxin activity
Source: RefSeq, a predicted model, not a curated record